Malaclemys terrapin pileata is the source of this 644-nucleotide messenger RNA. RefSeq lists its product as uncharacterized. The transcript is spliced from 2 exons. NCBI's taxonomy places the organism in Eukaryota, Metazoa, Chordata, Testudines, Emydidae. The record is from RefSeq and is a predicted model, not a curated record. The coding region runs from base 91 to 513 and encodes 140 amino acids.
CUGAUCGCUGUAUGGGGAGAGGAUUCAGUGCUUGCAGAACUUCGUUCUAAAAGACGAAAUGCAAAAACUUUUGAAAAAAUUUCCAAGGGCAUGAUGGAGAGAGGCCACAAUAGGGACUCUGAGCAGUGCUGCGUGAAGGUCAAGGAGCUCAGACAAGCCUAUCAAAAAACAAAGGAGGCAAACGGUCGCUCCGGGUCAGAGCCGCGGACAUGCCGCUACUACGCCGAGCUGCAUGCAAUUCUAGGGGGGGCUGCCACCACUACCCCACCUUUGUUCGUGGAUUCUGGGUCGGGGAUAGUCUCGACGCCUGAGGAUUCUGCCGAUGGGGUAGAGGAGGAGGAGGAGGAGGAGGAUGAGCUUGCAGAGAGCACACAGCACUCCAUUCUCCCCAACAGCCAGGAUCUUUUUAUCACCCUGACUGAAGUACCCUCCCAAGCCAGUACCCAAGACUCUGACCCCAUGGAAGGGACCUCAGCAGCUGCAAAUUCCUCAAGCCUCCCUCCUCCAUCCUGAAGGUUAUCACAGAUAAGGCGUCGUAAGAAGAAGACGCGGGAGGACAUGUUUUCUGAAAUUAUGCAAUCCAGCAGGAGUGACAGAGCUCAUCUGAAUGAGUGGAAGGAAACAGUUUCAAAGUAUAGGAAAGA